AUGUCUAGACCGAUUUACCCAACGAUAAUCGAGCAACUCGAUGGAAGUCCACAUGUGCCUGGCAGGAAAUCGUUUCGACCGAUUGAAGUCGAAGAAGUCCAUUACACCACACAAAUCCCGGAAACGAGACCGAUUCUGGUAAAUAAAGAGGACGAGAAACGUCGCUAUAAAGAAGCAAAAGCUCUGGAAAAAGCCCAAAAAAGAGAAGCGAAAUUGUUGGGAAAGAAAGCGAAAAAGAUUCGAUUGGGGAGAAAGACUUGCUUUUGGAAAUGUACUUCAUGCAAUCAGGUUGUUCCCACUGAAAUACGGUACAGUUCCGGUGGGAAAACAUGGCUUUCUUCUUGCUGUGUUGGCGCUCUAACGUGCUGUCUCUGCUUUUGUGCUCCAUUUUGUAUGAACUCUUGCAAAAACGUUGAUCACUAUUGCCCGCUUUGUGGAAAGUUUUUGGGAUCUUCAGAC
Messenger RNA from Mesorhabditis belari, 459 nucleotides. NCBI's taxonomy places the organism in Eukaryota, Metazoa, Nematoda, Chromadorea, Rhabditida, Rhabditidae. The record is from the annotation of a GenBank genome assembly.